Molecule: messenger RNA, 881 nt
Organism: Scaptodrosophila lebanonensis
Lineage: Eukaryota; Metazoa; Arthropoda; Insecta; Diptera; Drosophilidae
Exons: 2
Coding region: 123-767 (214 amino acids)
Source: RefSeq, a predicted model, not a curated record
UUUUUUGGUAAAAUUUUGUUACGUGUAUUGCAGCAGCAUCGACUAAGCAGCUUUAAAUUUCGCAGUUUGCAUUAAAAGACAGUAAAGAACAUUUAAACAAAGAUACAAUUAGCUGUCAAGAAAUGUCUGAUAACUCAUCGACAAUCGAUCCUUAUGAGAUUGAUGAGCGUCAGGAUGAGCCGGAACUGGUGACUGUAGGAUCGGCAACAUCGAUUAUACCAGCACCAAGCGCUGAGGCACAACCACAGCCAGAGGCUGAGGUAAACGACAACUCGGAGGAAAAUGAGGUGGUGCAUGCACCGUCUUCUAGUUCCUUGCCCCGUGGACCAUCACCAUCAAUUGUUGCCGGAUUGAGUCUGCUUCAAAAUAGACGUCGCCGUCGACGCCGCCAAGUUGAAUCGGUAAUAUCCAAUCGUCGUCAAAUGAUACGCGUACGAGAGCUUCCCCGGAUAAAUUUUCGGCCCUGGAACAGAGCCCAAAUGAGCAUAGCAGCCCAAGCUGGAUAUGAAUAUAGAACUUGGUUAAUUCAAGCGCCCCACGUGCGUGUUAUAAAUGCCCGCACCAGGGACCAAAUCAUACAAGCGAUAUCCAACACAAUACAAUCACAACGAAAUAGGGGGGGCUGGGGAUCGGGUCGUGCGGCUCGGAACAGAGCCAACCAAAAUAUGCGCGUACCUGAAGCACAGAGAAGGCGAAGACCCAGACCAGCAGCCCAAAACACUGCAGCUAAUCGGCAAAGAAAUGGGCCAGAUUCCUCCUCUAGCUAGACAAUCAUUUGAAUUAUGCAUGUUUUAGUUUAGGUUCCUAGAUAAAAUAUUAUAUCAAACCAUAUUUAUAGUUUAUUAGAUAAACUAAAACAAAUACAAGUAUAUAGGUCGUUA